CAUCCCGAUUGUUGGGUAAAAAAGUGGGCAGUUCAGGAUUUCAUAUCUGGCUUCCCUUCCUCUCAACUCCCUCCUUUCUCUGCGAGCCUCGGAGUCGGUCGGACAGCAGUCCCAACUCCCUCAUACCUGCGCAGAGCAUCCAGAGGCGCUUUCCUCCCAACAGGACAGUCGCACUGCAGCAAGCUGAGAGGAGCUGACAGAAAAUACUUUUUACAGCCAAGAAGUCAAUCCAUCCUGCAUCAGCUGAAAUGCUGCUGAGAAGAACCCGACAUGUCCACAUACUUCCACUUCUAAUUGCAGUCUGCCGUCUCACUCUGGCCUUCCCCACCCAAACUCCAUCUUCAUUUGAUAAUGUCCGGCAGCUACAGGUGAACAUCCCUCACUCAGGUCCAGUUUCCGCCCCACUGGGAAGCUCCAUCUCCAUCCCCUGCUUGGUGUCUCUGUCCUCCACACCCACUUCCUCCUCUUCCUCCCCUGUUGCACCGCGGGUCAAGUGGACUGUGGUGUCCGGUGGGGUGGAGACGCAGAUCUUGGUGGCACGGGGUCAAAGGGUGAAGAUCAACGAAGCAUACCGAGACCGUGCCGCCUGGCUCAACUACACUUCCUCCCCUGAUGAUCUGUCACUGUGGUUGGGAGAUUUACGCUCCAGUGACUCGGGUCACUAUCGCUGCGAGGUGCAGCAGGGCCUGGAGGACGCCAGCGACCUCGUACAACUCAAGGUCAAAGGUGUUGUAUUCCACUAUAGAGACGCUUUGGGCCGCUAUGCAUUUUCCUUCCAGCAGGCACAGAGGGCUUGUGAGGCUAUCGGGGCACAAAUCGCCACUCCUGACCAGCUGCUGGCAGCUUAUUAUGACGGCUACGAGCAGUGUGAUGCAGGCUGGCUGGCAGACCAGUCUGUCAGGUACCCAAUCCAAGUGCCCCGUGAAGGCUGUUAUGGAGACAUGGACGGCCAACCAGGAGUGAGAAACUAUGGGACAAUGGAUCCAGAUGAUCUAUUUGAUGUUUACUGUUAUGUGGAGGAAAUUGAGGGGGAGGUGUUCCAUGACUCCAUCUCACAGCAGCUGUCAUUUGAUGAAGCGCAGUCAUACUGCAGAGCAGCAGGAGCAGAGCUGGCUACAACAGCCCAGCUGUACAUGGCAUGGAGUGAAGGUCUGGACCGUUGCAGCCCUGGCUGGCUGUCCGAUGGCAGUGUGCGCUACCCCAUCAUAAACCCUAGAGAGCGCUGCGGAGGGCCUCAGGCAGGUGUCAAAACCCUCUACCGUUUCAGCAACCAAACUGGUUUCCCAGAGCCUUCCAGCCUUCAUGAUGUUUUUUGUUUCAAAGAUACUAUAAAUACUCAUACCGACUCUCCCACGGACGACGUGGCCACAGAGCCUGAGGACAUUGGACAAGAUGUUGUUAUUCUUAUGGAAACAGAUCAAGAGCUGCAACUUAACCCACAUGCAGAACAGGUGGAGCUCAAAGCUCAAAGGGUGCUCGAAUCUUUACCCUUUUUCUCCAGCCCUUCCACUGAGGAAAACCUGGUUGACACACACCCAACAGUUAUAUCAGACACAACAGAGUCUCCCCUCAACAGCACACCUACAUUGGACCUCCUCCAGGCUACAGAAAUGAGCUACAACUCCCAGCAUCCUACAGCACUAAUGAAUAGUACUAUCAGCACCACAGAAACCUAUGAUUCCCCACAAAACACGUCAUUACUGCCCAGUGUUUACAAUGAGACAGAUUCCCAUCACAACUUCACCUUUCACCAGUCUGAGCCUGAAAGCACCACAGGGUUUCUCGAAUCAUCGUAUGAACCUCAUACACAUAACCAGACAGUUCCAGAUACAAAUCACGAAGAGAAUACACAGCCAUCUGAGAGGCCAAAGGAUUUCCAAGAAAUACAAGAGACCAACUUGAACUUUGACAGAUCACAAGCCAAUAACGAGUCAGACAGCAGUCAUACUCAAGAGGAGAGUUUCUGGGAGAUGACCACUGCGACCCUUGACCCCAUAGUUCAGUUGAUGCUGGAGGAGGCAGCAGUAGAAGUUGUCUCUCAGAUGUCUCUCUCAACUCAGGCCUCAAAAGAAGAACAAGAACUUGUUACACAACCAGCACAAACUACAAAAUCUUCCAUCAAGGAGCUAACCUCGUGGGCCUCUCUGGAUGGGUCUGGAGAUAUUUCUCAAGAGAGUGACCUUGAAGUCGAAGCAGUUAGCUUCAUCUCCAUAUCAGAGUCUUCCACUUCUGGCUUCACCACUCCCCCGUCACCGUCUGCGGCCAACAGCGCUCCUGCUGAGUCUCAGACUGCACUCCCUGAUCUGACCCUCUCAUCUGGGUCGCGCCAUUCUGACAAACUGGGCUUGGAUAUCCUCUCCACAGCACCACAGUUGUGGGAGUCCCCCAUUUCCAGACAGGAGGGAAGUACAAGUUUAGAAAUUGAAGACACCGUCGCUUUAGAAAGUGAAGAAAAACAGCUGCACCCAACAAAGUCUGAAGACAGCCUUGUUUCUGGAGUAAGUACAGCCACCACUGUGUCCCCAGAGAGGUUGAACACCUCUCAGUUGCCUACUGACUCCACCACAGCAAGGUAUCAAACAUCAGGUUACGGAGUCUAUUUGGAUACUGCAACCACUGGGUAUGAAGAGGCAAGUGGACAUGAACCUGGUACAGUUACUGAAACCCUUGGAGAAGGCGUUAAAGUUGCUCCAACCAUUGAAGAGGAUGUUAAAGUUAACCUUACUCUUGAAGAAGAAAUUAAAGUUUCCCCAACUCUUGAAGAGAAAGCUACAGUUUCUUUUUUACUGGAAGAGGAAGUUAAAGUUGCCCCAACCCUUGCCUUUGAAAAAGAAGCUAGCGUUGCCUCAACCCUUGAAGAAGAAGCUAGCAUUGCCCCAACCCUUGCCCUUGACGUAGAAGCUAACGUUACCGCAACCUUUGAAGAAGAAGCUAAAGUUGCCCCAACCCUUGGCCUUGACGUAGAAGCUAACGUUACCGCAACCCUUGAAGAAGAAGCUAAAGUUGCCCCAACGCUUGCCCUUGAAGAAGAAGCUAAAGUUGCCCCAACCCUUGAAGAAAAAGCUAGCGUUGCCUCAACCCAUGAAGAAGAAGCUAGCGUUGCCUCAACCCUUGAAGAAGAAGCUAAAGUUGCCCCGACCCUUUCCCUUGAAGAAAAAGCUACCGUUGCCCCAACCCUUGCCCUUGAAGAAGAAGCUACCGUUGCCCCAAUCCUUGAAGAAGAAGCUAGCGUUGCCACAACCCUUGAAGAAGAAGCUACCGUUGCCCCAAUCCUUGAAGAAGAAGCUAGCGUUGCCACAACCCUUGAAGAAGAAGUUAAUGUUGCCCCAACCUUUGAAGAAGAAGCUAGCGUUGCCUCAACCUUUGACGAAGAAGAAGCUAAUGUUGCUGCAACCCUUGAAGAAGAAGCUAAAGUUGCCCCGACCCUUUCCCUUGAAGAAAAAGCUACCGUUGCCCCAACCCUUGCCCUUGAAGAAGAAGCUAACGUUUCCACAACCCUUGAAGAAGAAGCUAACAUUGCCCCAACCUUUGAGGAGGACUUUACCGUCUUUCCUCUCGAUUCACAAACAUCUAACUGGGUUCUGUUGACCACCACAACUGGACCGCAAGAGUCUCUGGAUGAUCUAGAGUACAGCAGAAAAACCUCUUCCAUCACCUCCACAGCAGCUCCAGAUUCCUCCUCGAGUACAAAACCUACUGCUGCUACAACAAAGAAGACUACCACCACCAUCACGACCACUAAACACUGGUCAAGACGCACCUGGAGCCCGACCACCUCAACACCGAACGUUUUCCACAAGACAGCUGAGCCCCAGAAGGUGACAGCCUUCAUACCGCCAGUGGAUCAAGGUCUGGUGGAUGUUGAGUUUAGUCUCACCCAGCCGCCCACCCUGCUUAUCUUGCCCAAUGAGAGGGCAGCUGUAGGAGGUACAGGGAAAGUUUCAGAUGCCUGCGUGGGCGACCCCUGUCUCAAUGGAGGCACCUGCACUGACCAAGGCGGGCAGAUUAAAUGUCUCUGUUUGCCAACAUACGGAGGAGACUUCUGUCAGACUGAUGUGGAGCAAUGUGAACCGGGUUGGGAUAAGUUCCACGGUUUCUGCUACCGACACUUUGGCCAGCGUCUGAGCUGGGAGGUUGCAGAACAGCACUGUCGCAUGCUGGGAGCUCAUCUAGUGUCCAUCAUGACCCCUGAGGAACAGAGUUACAUCAACAGCAACUACAAAGAAUACCAGUGGACAGGUUUGAAUGAUAAGACCAUUGAGGAUGAUUUCCGCUGGUCUGAUGGAAACCCACUGCUGUAUGAGAACUGGUACAGAGGGCAGCCAGACAGCUAUUUCCUGUCUAGUGAAGACUGUGUAGUGAUGGUGUGGCACGAUGACGGUCGCUGGAGUGACGUACCCUGCAACUAUCACCUUGCAUACACCUGCAAGAAAGGCACUUCCUCAUGUGGUCCACCACCCAGGGUUCAAAAUGCCUCAAUAUUUGGAAAAGUUCGACAGAGAUACGAGACCAAUGCAGUUGUGCGUUACCACUGCAGCAAGGGUUUCCAGCAGAAACUAAAUCCUCUGAUCAGGUGUCUGUCUGAAGGCAGGUGGGAGAGGCCUCAGAUCCUGUGCAUCCCUGAGGUCGGAGGUCCAACCCAACACCCUGAAGUGACGUCACAGACCAACAGCAACUUUGCCGCCAUUGAAGACGAGUUUGAAGCCACUAAAGAGACACCGCAGUACUGGGACAUCAAGUUUUAAAAGUCAGCCAUGCUUUCCUUGUCUUCCUUUCUUUAAAUUCUGCUGUUGUAAUGUGACAAGGUGACAAGAAUCAAACGCUUUUACCAAUGAAUUCUCAAACAGGACAAAAUGAACCACAGACGCAUAAAGACACAAACUGAAGCUUCCUCUCAGCCAAGAAGCCUGAGUUGCACAAACAGGCUUUGUUUUCUUUUGAGGGAGUUAAACAUUCCUAUUUUUUAAUGUCCUUUAGAGUAUUUUGAUCUUAUGAGAUUUUAAGAGUUUAAUGUAGCAACUAGCAGAGCAUAAAAGAGGUUAAAGAGAUUACCGGAUGAGUCCUUUUCACUAGAAAGAAAUACAGUAAAUGUGUGAACUCUAUAUUACUAUGUCAGCUCCAAAUCUACAUUAUAGUAAGAACUUUGUGGUUUUUGUUAUAUCAAGAACCUUUUUAUAAAAUGGUGCUAAUGUCUUCAAGACCUUUAUAUCCAAUAAAGAUUUUUCUUUUCAGUGUGAUGUAGGAGUAGAAACAAGUCCCUGCUUUUUCAAAGAAUCUAACGACUCCAAAACAGAAAGUCAAUCCUAACAAACAGUCAGUAAAUACUGUACAUAUAUUAGUUUUCACACCUGUGAUCGCUGUCUGCAUUUUUCUGAGAGAAACCUUUUAUUUCCGGCAGACACAGUUUUGUUCGUCAGCUUUAUGUUGUAAUAAAGUUUUGUAGAACAGAGCAAAGAAUAAAUCGUUCUCUUAUUUUACCCUGA
Molecule: messenger RNA, 5483 nt
Organism: Siniperca chuatsi (mandarin fish)
Lineage: Eukaryota; Metazoa; Chordata; Actinopteri; Centrarchiformes; Sinipercidae
Product: brevican core protein-like
Exons: 14
Coding region: 249-4745 (1498 amino acids)
Biological process (GO): cell adhesion
Molecular function (GO): hyaluronic acid binding
Source: RefSeq, a predicted model, not a curated record